AUGGCGGCAUUGCAAAAGAACCGGAAGUGGGGCAUCGCUCUUCUUUUCAUUAUGAAGUGUGUCAUUGGGGGCGCCCGUGUCAGAGUGUUUGGGAGGGCUCUGCACGCCAUUGCGAGAAUCAGCGAUGAAUUUUGGAUUGACCCCAAGGAAAAAGGACUUUUCCUGAGGACGGUAAAUAAUUCUAGAUCGGCCUAUGCCUGUGUCUUCUUUUCAUCUGCCUUCUUCCAAAAUUAUUCCUAUGGAAAUGCCUCUGAACUGAGCCUGAAUGGGAACACUGUUCAACUCGCAUGCAAAUUAAUAAUAAAAGCCAUUCUGCCUUUGUUUCGAUGCUUGCACACACUGGAAAGAAAUGUGGAAGAGUGCAACAUUUAUACAGACGUGAGCGAUUGCCAUAUUGUUUUUAAGCUAUUCUGCAAACACGGUGUGGUGAAAACUCAUAGCUUAGCUUUCCAGGAGUGUGAACCUCUUCAAGCUGUGUUUGCAAAACAUUUGUGUACCAAUGUACUGAAAGUCCAAUCCAGGCAGCUGUCUGACAUCUUGAUCCAUUUUCCGAUGUACCAAGAAGAAAUAACUUUAGGUGUAACACCAAUGAAAGUUUGCUUCAAGACUUAUCUAGAGGAUGAGAUGGAAUUUGCAAAGGCAACGCAUACAGAAAUUCAUCUCAGUCCUGACGAAUUUGAGUAUUUUCAAGUCGGAGUGGAUUCGGAAGUCACAUUUUGCCUUAAAGAGCUGCGGGGUCUGCUGGUGUUUGCAGAGGCUGUCAGUGCCCCAGUCUCCAUUCAUUUUGAUGUUUCUGGAAAGCCAGUUGCCUUCAGCAUUGAGGAUACGGUAAUAGAAGCCCUGUUUGUGCUGGCCACUUUAUCCGAUACCGAAAGCUGCACAACGGCUAGUAAACCAACAUGCCUUGAACAAGGCCAAAACAGGGUCCCUGCCUUAGAGAGACGUAAUCAAGACAUCGUCAGUCGCAGGAGGAAUGCAUCCACAGCUCCCUCCGAGGGAUUUUCCACAGGAGAGGAACCAACUGAUCCCAGCUAUAAUAAGUUUCAUUCCUUGUUCUUCGGAGCAGUUUCCCCUAAUGAGCAAAGCGACGCCAAUUUACUUCACACUCUGGCCACAGUGAGCGACCCAGAAGAGGACUGCGCCCGCGGGCAGCUCUCGCCCACGUUUUAACCGCAGGGAACGUCCGUUGGUGAAGCAGGCAAGAAGGAGGAGCCGAGUUUGGCUUGCAGGAAAAUGUAGCUUUUGCUUAUUUUAGCCGCUCGAGUUACCCAAAUGGACGCUCCUGCUUCCUAAAUGUUGUUUUAUCUUCCACCUAUGGAUAUUGCAGCUUUUUCCAGAAUCCUUUAGUCGGUCAGAUGUGAUUAAAAGUUCUAAGUGUGUGUAAUAUUCAGUGAGCUUCCUUCAGUGUGGGA
Messenger RNA from Protobothrops mucrosquamatus (brown spotted pit viper), 1412 nucleotides. RefSeq names its product RAD9 checkpoint clamp component B (gene RAD9B). Gene Ontology annotation, biological process: DNA replication checkpoint signaling; cellular response to ionizing radiation; DNA repair. The coding region runs from base 1 to 1170 and encodes 389 amino acids. The record is from RefSeq and is a predicted model, not a curated record. Lineage: Eukaryota; Metazoa; Chordata; Lepidosauria; Squamata; Viperidae. Gene Ontology annotation, cellular component: checkpoint clamp complex. The transcript has 12 exons.